ACUUCCUUUGGCCACGAGCUUAAUGAUAAAAGCCUUGUAUUAGUUAAGUUCUUGAAUAAAAUGGCGAAAUAAUUACGUGCUAGUGCCCGAAAAUUUGUUGACGAAAAAAUGAUAAAAGCCACAGUAAUUUUGUGCUCGUUUCUCUGUUUGCUGGCGCAACGUUCUUCUUGUGCUAGGGGAAAGAAGGAGGACAAAACAGUAUGCCCGAAAGUAAAGGCUAUCAGGAAUUUCGACCUGGAGGGACUACUGCAUCAGUGGUACGUGAUUGAAUACUACGCCAGCUCAGAAGAAGCUUUAUCUUACCGAUGUAUGCGCGCAGACUUCACCAUGUCCACAUCAGAAAUCAUCACGAUGAAUUUCACCUACAGUUUCACCGAUGAUCCCCUGAACGAGCAACUUUUAGGCAAUAUCACCUGGAAUAUACCGAAUCCUGCUGAACCCGCUCAUUGGACUCACUCUGAAGAUACAUAUGAAGGCAUUUACAAUACGUUUGUCCUGGAUUCCGACUAUAUUUCCUGGGCUUUAUUGUUGCAUUGCGCUGAAAAGGCCAAAGUCCCCAGAUAUUUAUCAAGUUUUAUUAUGAGCCGAGAACCCACAUUAGGAAUCAACGUAAUUGCCUAUCUAAGAGAAAAACUACCGCAAUACGACAUCGAUCUGUCCUUCAUGUUCGAUAUGAUGCAAACGGACUGUAAUGAGACGAGUUUUGAAAAUAUUCCUCCAUCUCUGCUCGCUAACAUCAAUCGGCCCGUUCAACUAGGCGAACGCCGACAUCCCAUGAAACAUGCACAUGGCUAGAUAAAGCAACAGGACAAGUGCUGAGUUAUAGGCGAAACAAAACACAAAUAUUUUAAAAUCAAUCGAAUUAAUAGUUUUAAUAAAUAUAUUUUAUUUAUUAAGCCUA
Dendroctonus ponderosae (mountain pine beetle) is the source of this 901-nucleotide messenger RNA. RefSeq names its product apolipoprotein D (gene Karl). The transcript is spliced from 4 exons. The record is from RefSeq and is a predicted model, not a curated record. Lineage: Eukaryota; Metazoa; Arthropoda; Insecta; Coleoptera; Curculionidae. The coding region runs from base 109 to 795 and encodes 228 amino acids.